AUAAUGGCUUGUACAACAUUGUGAAUCUAGAGACGGAUUUAUAGUGUCACAUAUACUGUCAACAGUCUGAAGAGCUCUGGAGAGAGAACACAGCGCGGGAGGGGGAUUAAAGAUUAAAAGCGGGAAAGAGAGGACGGAGAAAAAGAAGGAGACAACGUGUAGGGUGAGACAGAUCUCUCCCAGAGGAGUUCAAGCUCUCAGAGGGAGCCGGCAGUGGAAGACAGUAGCAGCAAGAAAACAAACAGCCACACAUUUCACACAUUUCACAUUUGGUGCUGGAGAACACCACCCUACAAUGUGAGGCAAGUGCAGGCAACAGGGGAGACGAAGAAAUUGAGACAGAGAGAGGAGAACCACCACUGGAUUCAAGAGACUGACUGAUCUAACUUUUUCUUUUAGAAGACAUGAGCAAAGACAGGAGAAAAUAGCAGGAGACAGGAAGAAAGAACAAACCCUCGAGUACCUAUCCAGUGCUCUCAACCCAGUGGGGAAGAUGUCCAAGACGUCGUCCCGUCUGGGUCGACCUGGAUCAGCAGGAUCCAAAAACUUCAGCUCAAGGAAGGACCUACAAGGUAACCGCUCAUGCAUGCUGCGUAUCGGAGAGAGGCUGAUGAGAGCCGGCAGCGAGGGAAACUUGGCCCAAAGGCCUUUUCCGACCUCGAGCCACAACCAAAACAAGGCUUCUGGAUUAGGACAAGGACCUCAUGGAGCAAGCAAAGUGGACGUUGCGGCGGACAAAGACACAGAGCCUGCAGAGAAUAAUUGCAGUGAAGUGCAUGUGCCAUCCGUUGUCCCCACCGCUUCAACUGUACACCGUGAAGCUGAGCAUCAGCUACCCAAGAAAAGUCACACCAACAACCUGAUAUAUAACCCUCGUGGGGUUCCCAGCUCUCACAGCACGUUACCUCGAAGCGAUGCUGCUGCCAGCAGUCGGGAGAGCGAGCUGGCAAACCUGCUAAUGCAGCACUCCGAGGUGGAGCGGAAGAAGGGAGUGUUUCUGGAUCACCUGAGACAGAAGUACCCACAUCAUGCCGACAUUAUCAUCGGACAUCAGGAACACAUGAAGGAGCAGUUAAGGAGCCCCCGGCCGUCUGAAAGCACCACUUGUGACAGUGUGUUGGCUGCAGAGGACAUGUCUGAUGGAGAGUCGCUGCCCCUGACAGUUCCUUUCUCCAGGGGCUGUAAAGCCCGAUCGAGUCUGCCCGUUGGACGGUCAAGUGGCCAACCAAGAGAGUCACUCGGUGUGCUAUAUCUGCAGUAUGGAGACGAGACAAAGCAGAUCCGGAUGCCUGCAGAGAUCAACAGUGAGGACGCUCUGCGGGCUCUUUUUGUCGCAGCUUUUCCUCAGCAGCUCACCACUAAGAUGCUUCAGUCCCCCAGCAUGGCCAUUUACAUUAAGGACACACGUCGCAAUGUUUAUUUUGACUUGGAGGAUGUCAGAAACAUCACAUCCCACUCCUGUCUGAAGGUUUAUCAUAAAGAUCCGUCGCAUGUGUUCAACCGCCACGCUCGGCCUGCCACCACAGAGGGAAGGAUAUCAAAACAAGUACUAUAUGGCAGCCACAGUCCGGUCCAUACACUGUCAUCGUCCAGUCGUGGCACCCUGCAGUGCUCCAUGUCACCACCUAUGGUGCGCUCCAUGCCCUCCUCUCCAUCCAGGAUGGCCUACGGAGGGAGGAGCACACAAAGCCGAGUGGGGGUGAUGGAUGCAGGCAGUGCCACGUUGCUCCGAGACCGGCUUGCAGGCGCGGGACGAUCCAGCAGCACAUGCAGCAGCAGCGCCAUACUCGAGAGGAGAGACGUCAAACCUGAUGAAGAUGUUGGCAACAGCAAGAGCAUGGCCCUGGUGGUUCGUACGGAGGGAGGACCAUAUUACCCAGAAUCCUACAGCAGCUAUGCUUCCUACCAGUGUAGUGCUCCUGCAUCCCUCGCUGCAGACAUGGCAGAUACCGAGAUCACUGGGAUUCCUGCAGGCUUACAGCAGUACCGCGCUUCCAUCAAGCCUCUAGUGGGAUAUGGGGACGGCAUGGACCACCAGACCCAAUCCCUGCACAGACAAAAAGCCAGGAAGUAUAGUGACAGUCAACUCCCUCCAUUUGGAACCAAAACCCCUCCCCCAUCCCCACACCGAGUGAAUGAAGUGAAGAUGAGUGAGGGACAGAUCAUUGGAGGGGUGGGCCUGGUGUCGCCAGAGAGAAUGUCUCCAAUUCGUUGUUCGCUGCGCCGGGAAAGUAACGGGGUUCCUGUGGAGAUGAUGAACAGAAGCAGAGGGAGUGGUUCAUCAUCAUCCACCUCAUCUGUAUUUGUGGACUGCCAACCGGGACAAUCUGAACGAUUGCUUCAGGGUCACAUGACUGCCUUUGAUACUCAGAGUGAGAGAAUGAAAGCCAUGGAGGAGCAAAUAGCCAGUCUAGCAGGGCUCGUACACCAUGCCUUGUCUAUGGGAGGAGAUCAUCCAAGAGUCAAAAGCCUUGUCAGUGAGAGCAGAGAGAAAAAUCGACCUGUUCCGGCCCAGUCGCAGGUGAUGAGUGCUUUAACUGACAAGGCGGGUUCCACUUCCUUGGCUCUUCAGGCUCUGCCCACUGAUAGUGAAAUGCAGCACAGCUUGGUGCAAGUAAAGAGAAACGUGUCUGAGCUACGACUGCAACUCAAUCAACUCAGAAACUUACAGGUAUCACACCAGCACAUGAUGAGGUCCAUGCUGCGGAUGGCCGACCAGGAGCUGGUGUUGUUGAUGUCUGAUCGCCUGUCUCAGUCUGAGGAGAGAACAUGUGGACGAAAAGCUGAGAUUGAGGAAGAAAGGCUCCACUACCUUGCGACAGAGGAGAGAAUACUGAAACAGCUCAGUGACCUGGAGGAUUAUGUGAAUCACUUGCAAACAAGCACGGUUUCCUUUCCUGGCCAGUUGCCAAUCGCUCUGAGAGAUGUGGAGGAGGGAGCAGUGAAUCUGCGCAGGGUUGGAGAGACUCUGGCUGUCCUUAAAGAAGAGUUUCCAGAACUCCAGGUGAAGAUGCGUUCAGUGCUCAGGCUGGAGAUGGAUGCAGUGCGGUUUUUGAAGGAGGAGCCCCACAAAAUGGACUCCAUGUUAAAAAGAGUCAAAGCGCUGACUGAAGCUCUCAGCUCUCUCCGCAGAUCCGUAUCAGAAUCAACUCCCCCUACCAGAGCAUCCCAAGUGGAGUCUGGAAAAGCCCUACAAGCAGACCAGGAGCCCCAGAUGCAGAAGAGUCCCAAUACCUCCCCAAAACCCCAGCCUCGAUCAUCAUUCAGAGGCCCUCUUCCAAUUCCACCUUCCAAUUUAACACAGCCUGAGCUCAACUUUGUAGGCUCAGGUUCUCCAGUCACAGCACGCAGAGUUAAGACCACAGCAGCCACUGUGAUCCAUGCCCACCAGCACAGCCCACCACUGACGCCCACCCAUGGACGAGACCUACCAACUGUGGCCAAGGUGAGUCCUCGCAGUCGAGAGGGCAGCCCUGCCUUGCAGAAGCCUCCCGGUCCUCUCCAGUCCAGUGAACUUCACAGAUCGAGUGUGCCAACAGAGAGUCACGCUGCAAACCAAGUCCAAACGUCUUUGAAGAGCACGGCCAAACCAACUGAGAGUGCAGUGAGAGAAGCUUCAGAAGGAAGUCUCGAAAGCAGCAGUGUGAGCCAACCCAACACCAGCCACGACUCAAACAUCACCAAAGAUUUAGACCAAGUCCUUCAGGAUGCCCAGGCCAGUCUGAUGAAGUCCAUCCCUGACCUGGAUCUGUCCCACACUGGAGUGGGUCAGUCAGAUUUGGCUGCUGCGGACAUAAAUCCCUCAACUUCCAAGAAAGAAAUGGAGAAACCCUUGGACCUGACACUGCAAGCUUCACUCUCUGGAACUCAGGAACACAAACAGACACAGCAAAGUGAUGAAGUGGAUUCCCCCCUGCUGAAGCCCCCAGCUGCAGCAGUUACCGUGGAACCACCAACAUCAGCGUCUCCAUCAGCCUCUCCUGGCACCAGACGGAGCACGCGGCCACAGGUGGAAAAGCCUCGACGUUCAAGUGUGGAAAAGAAGCAGAGUCCCGAUAGGAGUCACUUUUCUCCGACUCCGCCAAAAAGGUUGCAUGCUGCCAGCACGGCUCUAACCACAGGAAGGAGUGGAGAGGUGAUCUUCACCACCAGGAAAGAACCUGUUGGAUCACAGGAUGUUGGUGAAAAAGAGCCAUCUGUGAUUCCUCAACCCAAACCCCCCAGACAACCACCAGAGGUCAAACCCAAACCCACCAACCUUCCUGCCACAGAGCACAUGGAUGAUGAGGAUGAUAAAAAGUUUCUGAAAGAACUGCAGGUUACUGCAGAAACAUCCAGCAAUACAUUACCAAGUGAAAAGGAUAUAUUAGGAGUGCAGCAAAAGACACACACAGAAUCAAAGGUGGCUGAUCAGAAUCACUUCUUGACAAUGAACACCAACUCAACGCCUCAUUCAGGACCUCCUAUUGGUUGCCCUGAUAACCAUUUGAAGGCUGAAGUCAUUAAAUCUGGGCAAGGGUGUGUGGCUCCUCACCAAGUCGAGGAAGGCAAAAUGGUUAAACAAGAGUCAAUGUCAAACGUUAUGCAAAUGUUACCAAGUGUUGUGCCUCCAAAUGCAGCCUCUAAAAAUGCUCAAGUCAGUAACAGGCUCCUAACAAGAGAGAAUGUGGAGAUGAUUCCAAACCCAGACAAAGAUGAUGCCUGUAACAUGGCCGUAAGGUGUGAUCUGGAAACCCUGUGUUCAUCUACAGAAAUCAAGACCUUAACAACAAUUGUCCCUCUGCAAGACGUCCUACCAACUGACACUGUAACAGCUAAGGUAGAUAAAUAUGCUGAGUAUUCAUUCAGUGUACAAACAUUACAAAAACAACAAACUAUAGAUGAUUGCGUACAGGAAUUACCAGCAGGUAAGCAUGAUACAAGUGGAAACUUGGAAAGAAAUAAGCUGCAUUUCCCAGAGGUCAAUUUGCAACUAUCUGAGGGUGGAGGAAGAUCCACGGAAGAAGGUAGUUUGAGUCCUGAUAUUUUGGACGAUGGAGGAUCUCCCCCACCACUUCUUCCAGCUGGUAAGAUUUCCCUUUGCAUCGCAAGGAACAGAAUCAGAGCACUGUCGAAAGAACAAGAUCCGGACAACAGGAAUGUUUCUGACAUCACAACAGCAGUUUCGGGACAGACGGAACAGCCCAUUUGCCAGGUUUAUGAGAACCAGGCUUUUGAAGACAAUUGUGGCUCUGAUAACGACCCUGUGGACAUUCAGUCAGACUUUAAGCGCCUGUCUACUAUCUUUGAAUGUGAGGAGGAUCUUGUUUGUAUGGUUUCUCCAGACAGCCUUGUGGAAGAGGCGACAACGCAGGAAUACAUAAAUGAGGAUCUUAAGCAGGUAUUCAAAGAAAAUACAAGCUUAGGCUUCAACAUCUCAGAAAAUGGACAGCAUUCACUGCUGAACAUGCUUCAGACAGAUGGCUCUGUUGAUGAAAAACAAGAGAGUAAGUCAGAUGUACUCAAAAAGGCAGAGACUAAAUUUAAAUUCAAGUUCCCCAAAAACAAACUGGCUGCUAUUGGCCAGGCCAUUCGAUCAGGGCCAACUAAAACAGGAAAGAAGACUCCUGAAGUUGCUGUCCCGAAGGAAGAGGAAAUGAUGACAUUAGGCCAAAAGCCAGUGAAAGAAACCAAGAAACUCAGCAAGCGAUCCAGCAGGUUUAGGACUGCCAGGACCAAACAAGACCCCAACCAUGACAAACUCAUUGAAAUUAGCCCAUCUUCUCCUAAUGCCACUCAACAAGUCUUCAAGCCCAAGUCACAUAGCCAGGUGGAGGACUUGUGCAAGAAGACGUUUGACUCAAUUGACAGUUUAGAUGAGUCCAUUAAACGUCUGGAAAUCAGCAUGGACAGUUUCAGAAGUUCUUCCUUUUCCAAGGCUCCUUCUCCUCCUGCACUGCCUGACUCUUCCUCCAGUGACAGUGCUCAUCCUUCAAGGAAGGUCAAGCAACAGAGGGAGGGAAGCCCAUCAAAGAGGCCAGCCUCUCAGAUCUUUACAAGCCCAAAUUUCCCCCAGACCAAGAGGGUCAAACCACAGCCUGCAAACUAACCAGUGAAAUCCUCUACCAAGAAACAGACCUCCAGCUCUUCAGCUCAGCGAUCCCACACCACAUCUUGCCACUCAUCUUCCUCUUCUGACUCACCUGAAAAGACAUCCAAGCCAGCCCAGAAGCAACCCAGUCAGCCGAGUCUCGUCAGUGUCCUGCGUGACCGCAAAC
Molecule: messenger RNA, 6257 nt
Organism: Dunckerocampus dactyliophorus (ringed pipefish)
Lineage: Eukaryota; Metazoa; Chordata; Actinopteri; Syngnathiformes; Syngnathidae
Product: sickle tail protein-like
Exons: 24
Coding region: 494-6088 (1864 amino acids)
Cellular component (GO): cytoplasm
Source: RefSeq, a predicted model, not a curated record